ACGUCGUUCACUGUUUUCAGCAUUACAGGCGUGACAUAAUCCUCUGUGCAGGUAUCCUUUCUUUAAAUAUUAUACUGUACACCAUGUCUCCUACGUAUCUAGUACAAGUAUUACAUGAAUAGCGAACACAUUUUAGCAGCUGAUGAAUUCUCAUCGCCAAUGACAGUUGGCUUCGGAAUCAUUUUGCUUUUAAAAUAAUUUGAAAUACAGUACCAAAAAUGCCACUAUAUUGUCGCUUUUGCUUAAAAAGAAAUCCGAGCAAUUUUUCCGUUUAUUCAUAUAUGAGGAAAAAAUAUUUACCUAGAGUAAUUUUCCACAUCAGUGGAGUACAGGUAUCGAUAGAGGAGGAGCCGGAUGCGCAAAUUUGUAAUCGCUGCGCUGUGUCAGUAUUGGUUGCUCAAAACAUUAUACUUCGAAUACAAGAAUCAGAAGAGUACUUCCAAUUUCAGCGUGUUAAGGCGAGUGUUCCACAAUGGCAAUCGCCAAUAACAACUACGAAAAAUUUCGACCCAAAUGUUGGUGAAUUACUAUCAAAUGAUUAUGAGGAAUCAAAUUCAAUUUCACACUGGAGCAUAGCAGAGGAAUCUUCGAAUAACCAACGAAGUGAAUUGGAUAUUUCACAUCAUGACAGCAAAAUCCAGACAGUUACAUUAAAUAUAUCUGAAAAAAUCGAUAGAUGCAUGUCUUCGCAUGAACUAGAAUCCAAACGUAUCAAAAGCGUUGGCGUCGCAUCAGUUAUUUUCAAUUGUGAAGAGUGCGAUUAUAGUACCAAGAUAGGUAAACGUAUAAUAGAACAUAAACAAACUGAGCAUGGUGUUUAUGAUCCAAACAUCUACUCUUGCAACCUUUGCUCUCAAUCUUUUUCCUGGAAACCCACACUCUAUCGCCACAUUGAGCUCGACCAUAAAACAUUACCUGCAGAUAAAAAAUAUCUAUGUAAUGAAUGUGGGCGCGCCUACAUGCGCGAAGUCCACCUGCUCGAACAUAUAAAACAGCGUCAUAGACCACGUAACUUCAAAUGCCCUGAUCCAUUGUGCGAGCAAUCUUUUACCCGAACUUUUACUCUACGGAGGCAUUUCAUCACCUCGCAUACUGAACAUACUAGCACUCGGUAUCACUGCAUAGAUUGUGAUAAAUACUUUAAAGUUUACGAUCAGUGGAAAUAUCAUAAUCAAGUGAUUCACAAAAAUGAGACAGUAUAUUGUCCACAUUGUGGAUAUCCUUUCCGUUUUAAAGAGAAGUUAGAGGAACAUCUUUUGAAGGAUGUUUGCAAACGUAGUGUGGUGCCCUGCUCUUAUUGCCAGAGACGUUUUACUACAAAAACUGGGCUUAGGGAGCAUGUCCGAAAUAUACAUAACAUUUAUUGAGUUUUAAGACCGGUAUUCUCAGUGCCUACAUUAUGGACAUAUGUAUUAUACAUAAAAAGAAAAUGCUCAAUAAAGUGUAAGAUCCAAACUUAA
Molecule: messenger RNA, 1460 nt
Organism: Anastrepha obliqua
Lineage: Eukaryota; Metazoa; Arthropoda; Insecta; Diptera; Tephritidae
Product: zinc finger protein 184-like
Exons: 2
Coding region: 219-1367 (382 amino acids)
Biological process (GO): regulation of transcription by RNA polymerase II
Cellular component (GO): nucleus
Molecular function (GO): DNA-binding transcription factor activity, RNA polymerase II-specific; zinc ion binding; RNA polymerase II transcription regulatory region sequence-specific DNA binding
Source: RefSeq, a predicted model, not a curated record